AUUUUUAUUUUCAUCUUCAUUCAUUAAAGUUCAGAUAGGAAAGGUCAUUGCUAUUUUGCUAUUCUUUUUGUGCAUUGUUCUGUGAACCAUUGUGCAAAUGACUAGAGUAACUUGCAAUUUGAACAAAAAUUUUGGAAGUUCAUCGUUAGGCUGACUGAAAGUAUCUUUGGGGCAAAUACAGUAAUAGACAAGAUAGUAGAUAGAGAUGUUGUGUUUUCAUACUGUUUGUAAAUAAUUAUUAUUUCUUUUGCUAGGUAUCAAUAUUUUGAAAUUUUUUUAAUUCUACAUAGUUUGGAGUAUUCAGUAUGACUAUAGUUAUUAAAAUAUCAUUUAUACAUUUUUUUUUCAGAUCAAUAUUCGGUCUCUGGGGGAUUGUAGGUAACAGCUUUGUUUGUGGUGAUUUUCCAGUUCUAAUACAGUUUAUUUGUAUUCUCACAGAUAUUCUGAGGUCUUUGUGGUAUUAUGAUUGAUCUUUUAGUUUGUAGAAGAUAAUGGGCUUCUAAUGUGUAAUUAUGGCCAUCUGAUUAUAUCUUAGUAGGUAUUUGGUAGGUAUUAAAGCAUUAUUAUGAUCCCAGGAUAAAAUUGGGGAACAGUUAAUGGUUUAUUUUACUGGAACAUAAAAUAAAUGUGUGAAAGUGGGGAAUAAUGUCAGAUAUGUCUGUAAGAGUAGGUUGGAGCUAGAUUGUAGAGGACCUUAAAUGACAGAUUAAGUAAUAUACUUUUUAUUUUGUAAUAGGGAACCAAUGAAUAUUUUUUGAACAGAAGAGUAUUGAGGUCAGACCUUUGCAUUAGAGAUUUGUUUUGGCUGCUACCUGAGAGAUGAGUUGGUCAGGGGAUAGAGGAACCAAGGAUGUCCAUUAGACUACCUCAGGAGGAAGAGAAAUUAAUUCAGCAGGAACUGGCUAAUCUGAAGGCAACUGUUUCUGCACCUGGCACUACGUUGAGAUUGAUGAAAGAAUGUAUGGUGAGACUUAUAUAUUGUGAAAUGCUUGGGUAUGAAUCUUCCUUUGGCUAUAUACAUGCUAUCAAGUUGGCACAACAAGGAAACCUCUUAGAGAAGAGAGUUGGUUAUUUGGCAGUUUCUUUAUUUCUACAUGAAAACCAUGAACUGUUGCUUCUCCUUGUGAAUACGGUUGUAAAGGACUUGCAGAGCACAAACCUGGUUGAAGUAUGCAUGGCACUUACGAUCGUCAGUCAGAUCUUUCCUCGAGAAAUGAUUCCUGCUGUUCUUCCACUUAUAGAGGAGAAGCUACAACAUUCUAAGGAAAUUAUACGAAGAAAAGCUGUUCAGGCAUUGUACAAAUUCCAUCUUAUUGCUCCCAAUCAAGUACAGCAUAUUCACGUUAAAUUUAGGAAAGCACUUUGUGACAGGGAUGUUGGAGUCAUGGCUGCUUCUCUGCACAUUUACCUUCGAAUGAUUAAGGAGAAUCCAUCUGCAUAUAAAGACUUGACAGGAAGUUUUGUAACAAUUUUGAAGCAAGUAGUGGGAGGAAAACUCCCAGUGGAUUUCAAUUACCACAGUGUACCAGCACCUUGGCUACAAAUUCAGCUUUUGAGGAUAUUAGGACUUCUAGGAAAAGAUGAUCCAAGGACAAGUGAAUUAACAUAUGAUGUUCUUGAUGAGUCCUUAAGAAGAGCUGAGUUAAGUCACAAUAUCACAUAUGCUAUUUUAUUUGAAUGUGUGCAUACAAUUUAUACCAUCUAUCCUAAACCUGAAUUGCUUGAGAAGGCUGCUAGAUGCAUAGGAAAAUUUGUUUUGUCUCCAAAGAUAAAUCUCAAAUAUUUAGGACUAAAGGCUCUUACCUAUGUUAUCCAGCAGGAUCCCAAUCUGGCACUUCAGCACCAGAUGACAAUAAUUGAAUGCUUAGACCAUCCUGAUCCCAUUAUUAAAAGAGAGACAUUGGAACUUCUUUAUAGAAUUACUAAUGCACAGAAUGUAAGUGUUAUUGUCCAGAAAAUGCUUGAAUAUUUGCAGCAGAGCAAAGAAGAAUACAUCAUCAUCAGUUUAGUUGGCAAAAUAGCUGAGCUGGCUGAGAAAUAUGCUCCCGAUAAUGAAUGGUUUAUCCAGACGAUGAAUGCUGUAUUUUCAGUGGGAGGAGAUGUUAUGCAUCCUGAUAUCCCUAAUAAUUUUUUGAGACUCCUGGCAGAAGGUUUUGAUGAUGAAAACGAAGACAAACAGCUAAGACUCUAUGCAGUCCAGUCUUAUCUUAGUUUACUAGAGAUAGAAAAUGCAUUUUAUCCACAGAGAUUUCUUCAGGUCAUGAGCUGGGUAUUAGGGGAAUAUUCCUACCUUUUAGAUAAGGGAACACCAGAGAUGGUUUUAACAAAGCUCUACAGGUUGCUUAUGAAUAAAUCUACUACUUCAGAAACAAAAACCUGGAUCAUGGCUGCAGUGACAAAGUUGACACCUCAAGCACUCUCCUCUAAGACAGUUGAGAAAAUAAUACAGGAAUUCAGUGUAUCUCUGGACACUUGUAUGAGACAACAUGCUUUUGAAUUAAAACAUUUGCAGGAGAAUGUGGAACUUAUGAAGAACUUAUUUCUAGUUGAUAAAAGUUGUGAAGAUUUAGUGGUAGAUGCUUCUUUAUCUUUCCUGGAUGGUUUUGUGGCUGAAGGACUGGAUCAGGGAGCAGCACCAUAUAAACCUCACCAUCAGCGACAAGAAGAAAAGCUUUCUCAGGGAAAAGUUCUCAAUUUUGAACCAUAUGGACUGUCCUUUUCUUCAAAUAUGUCUUCAUCUGGUUACACUGGACGGCAGUCUCCAGCUGGCAUCUCUCUUAGUUCUGAUGUAUCCGGAAAUAGUGCUGAAACAGGACAGAAGGAGACAAAUAGCCUGAAGCUGGAAGGUGUGAAAAAAUUGUGGGGAAAAGAAGGCUAUCUUCCUAAAAAGGAAAACAAAGCCAAAAACAAUCCUGAGCUUCAACCUGUUCCUCAGGACAGUACCUUAAUGGAGAAUGUGGAUCAGAUGAUGAUAAAGAAAGAGCAAUCCCAGGCCCUUCAUCAUUCAGAGGAAGAGGCAGAAAAACAGCGUCUGGCUUCAACAUUAUUUGUUGGGCUGGGAUCAGAAAGUGCAGUCAGUUUGCUGGGAAAAACAGAUACUGUUUCUCACAAGUUCAGAAGGAAAUCAAAAGUUAAUGACACCAAAAAUAGAAAAGUAACUAGUGCACAUAAUAUUAACUGCUCUUCUUUCAGUCCUUUGUCAAAUGCACCUUAUGAAGAUAAUAAUCAUUUGAACAAUUUUCAAGACAAAGGAGACACAGGAUUAAAGAAAUGUUCUCUUGGUUCAGAAUUUUUGGAAUCAAGCUUAAAAUCUGAUUCACUCACUGAAUUGGAUUUGGUCGAGAAUCUCUCAGUUUGCAACCUGUCUCCAUCUUCUUUAUUUGAAGAUAAUAGCAUGGAGAUUUUUCACCCUCCUCAACCUACUCUUUCCUCAUCUGCCACUGAAAUCUCUUUGACGUCUUCCUUAUUGGAAGAACUAAAUGAACAUGUACAUUCAGAUCUAGUGGAACUCUGUAACAAUGAAAUGAUAACAGUAUCUUCUUGCAAAAUUUGGAAAGAUGACUCUUUAUUGCUGGUCUGGAUGGUUGCUAACAAGAGUAAUUUGGAACUGAAGAGUAUGAAUUUAGAAAUUACAUCUACAGAAAAUUUCAAGAUUCUUGAGCAUCCUGGCUUUUCUUUUCCUGUAAUAGAAGCAGAAAGUACCACAAGCAUCCAACAUUGUGUACAGAUGGAAAAACCUUUUACAGAGGAGGGUCUUUCUGGUUAUGUUAAAUAUCAGAUGGAAGAGGAUCCAUGUAUUCAGCUAGAAUUUUCGUUAACCAUAUCACUAUUGGAUUUCAUUAGACCAAUGAAGAUUUGUACUGAAGACUUUGGCAAACUUUGGCUAUCCUCUGGAAAUGAUGUGAAACAAAAUGUAAAGAUGCCAGAUUCUCAAGCUAAUCUACCUUUUGCCCUGAAGACCCUGCAACAGAAACUAAGACUGCACAUUGUUGAUAUUAUAGGAAAUGAAGGAAUAUUGGCUUGUCAGCUCCUUCCAUCAAUCCCUUGCUUACUACACUUACGGGCCUACGCAGGAAUAGUAGCUCUGUGGUUCAGAUCUUCUUGCUCCACUCUCCCAGAUUAUUUACUGUAUCAGUGUCAAAAGGUGCUGGAGGAAUCUUGAUGAAAACUUUGCUUGUUUUCUACUAUAAAGGUUUACAUAGAUAAAAUUAUUUACCAAAGUAAAAUGCACUUAUGGUACAUCUAAUGAAAAGAAGAAUAAUUUGGUUUUUGACUUUUGUGUUUACUAAAGGACUUUUUAGAAAAGAAAGAGCACCAAGAAACUGUACCUUUAUCACUUUGCUCAGGAUUGUAUAGUGUUUGUGUCCCACAAAAGUGACCUAACUAUGUUAGUAUUUUAAAACUGUUAAUGAUUUAACAUAACCUAGAGUAGAAAAACUGAAAAUUUUUAUUUUGUAAUAAGCAAUUUUCUAGUUAGCACAUUUACUCUAGGACCAGUGGAUUCAUAGAUUAGAUUAAGUCUGUUAUCUGCUCUAAAGGAAAGAGAAGUAAAUGGAUAAUCCCAAGUAUAAUUAAUAUUUGGUUUUGAAAUGCCUUGUCUGAUUAAUCUUCCCAAUUAUGUUUUUCUUAGACUAGUAUUAAAAUUAGUUUGCAUUCUUUGAGCUCACACCAGCUAUCUUGGUGAUGGAGGUCCAGAAGCAUGUUGAUUGACAAGAGGAAGUCAUCUUGACCUUAACUUGGUUACAUUUAAUUCAGAAAAAUGUAGGACUGAGAGUUGACUGACUAUAAAAUGUAACUCUCACAGUUACUUUUUUUAUCUGAAAGUUAAUCAUAAUGCAGACUAUAUUUUUAAAAAUAAAAGAAAUCCUUAAUUGGGCAUACUACAAGAACAUAUGUCUAUAAACAUCUCAUUUACAGCAAAGAUCUUGGCAUUAUUUACUACUUAUGAAAUUUAAGCUAAUUUAGCUUUAAGAGUAAAAUCCAAGCAUCCAUGCUUGAUACAAUUUGAACACAUAUAACUUAAGAACAACACAGGUGAUUUGUACAGGCACUACAGUAAAACAUGACAUUUUCUAACUGUUGGGGUCUUUUUCCCUCCACUGUCACAUAGGUAGAUAGCAACCUCUGUAAGAGUCAUUAUCAAAACUUUAACUUCUACCUGUAAGAGAAGCUUAACAUUAAACUGAAGAAUGUUACCAAAAUUAUAAGUUUGUAAAUUACUGUUAAAAAAUGAGUUAGUAUUUUAUAGUCUUAAGUACUUCCAUAAGUUAUUAUUUCAUUUUUCAAAUAGUUCACUGGAGAUUCUUCAGGUAAUAACAUUUUACCUCAUAGAUGGCAGUUAGCUAAUUAUUUCAUUUAUAUGGUCACUCACCUAAGUCAAAAGCUCCUAAUCAUAGCUGAUGAAAAUUUUCUUAGAUCUGAUAUAUUUAAUUGGGUGUGUGUAUGUAUGCUCUAGAGCUGUGUUGCUGAAUUUAUGACUUGCAUUCUGGAAGGUGAUGCUCCCCUCCCUUUCUCUAUGCUCAACUGAGGACAUUUCUCUCAUCACAUGCCCCUCUGCCCAUCAGCCCAAUAGGAGUGCUUCCUCUUUUGUCUAGGAUAAGAUGGAGGGCUCACAUGAGCCAUGAGGGUUGCAUUUUGGGCACUUAGUCUUUAAAAGGUUCGCCAUCAUUGCUCUAGAGUAUGCCUUCCAAGCAGCAAACGCUAUUUUCUCUUAACUAAUUUUAAGUUCCUUGUUUCUUUAAAUUUAACACUUUAUUAUGCCCUCUUUUAUCUUAUCAUACAGUAGAAUCCUGCUUAUAGCAAAGUAUUAAAGGACAAAAGAAUCUUCUCCAUAAUGAACUUUCCAUGCUAUGAUGAGGGAGACCACCCAUAUCCCUUCCACGCAUGUCUGGGCAUGGGGAAAGAGGGCAGUGAUAUGUUGCUCCUGGGAAUAUGAGGCAACAGUGGCAAAGCCACUUCCCCUAAGGCUCCACUCUAUUCCUACCUUUCAUGCUACUUCUGCUGCUGCUACAGCUAUAGUAGAGAAGGAACAUUCCUUUGUCACAGAGCAAAAGCAUAUCGUGCCAAAUGGCAACUUGAACUUCCUCCACUUGCUAGGGAUAAGCUUAUGCUCUUGAGCCCAUUUGGGAUCAUUGUUUAAAGUACUUAUCAAAGAGGAAUUUUAAGUGGCCCAUUCAUAGGGAACAUUUCAAGCCUAUUUCUUCUCCCCUCAUUUAUAAGGAGGUAUAUCUUCCCUUUAUUCCAUCAAUUGUUGUAGCAGUAGUAAAGUACAGAAACCAGUGAUCGGAAGGUUAUACAAACAGGGUUUCUCACACCAUUGUUUCUGCUGUUUGAAGUUCUGCCAUUGGAGACUUGCUUUCUCUCAUGAAACAGCUGAAUCUAAUCACUGUAGCACUGCUGUGAGACUUUUACGGUAACAUUUUCAAUAAUUAAAUUUUUUUACAUAUGUUAUUUCAAAACCAAAUGUUACAAAUACAGCGUAUGAACAAAACUUAGUAGAUUUUAAAGCAUUCAAUAACAGUACACAUGAUGCUUGAUCAUUCUUAUUGAAUGUUGAAAUUCUAAAUCAGGGAUCAUCCUCUUUACAUUAUAUUCAUUUUGACCAUAGUGGGAUGAGACUGAUAUCACAUUUGACUUGUGGAACCAAUCUCAUUGCUGUAGUCAAUUUUCUGUGGUAGGUUUAGGGACAACACUUAAGAAUUCUGGGCCAGUAAUGGUGGCAGGGAAGCUCAAGAGUAUGAAUAUUCUUCAUCUUGAAUAUUCACAUUGGGCCUCUUCUGGAAAUGCAUGACUAGAGUGAAGAAAGGACAGGUAGUGAAAAUUCUAGGUCAGUGAUGGUGAUGGAAGGAACAUGGUAUGGUCAUCAGUGGAGGGAUGGAUAUAGAAGGGAAUGUUUUGCUAUCAUAGCAGAUGUAUACAGUAAGGGUGAGCUGUAGAGGUAGGGAAGGAGUAGGGAUUGUAAAGUGGAGGUUUUAGGUGGUAGCAUGCCAACUUCUGGUUAGGAUAUCAGAUGUUGCUAAACUCUGCCUCAAAUACUUAAUGUCGUCUAGGAAAAUGUCUGUGUGGUGGAAAGACAGUGUUUUAUUCCCCUUACCCUAUUUUAUUUAAUGUUAAUAUGUUGAAAAUGUUGAACUAUCUUGUUUGUAUUUCAUGGAUAAAAGCCAUUUUUGUCUCAUUGUUAUCAGCCAGUGAGUUAUUGAAAGUGCACUGAACUAAUUUGUCUAUAAGUAUUUUAUUGUGUUAAACUUUGGAGAAAGAAAGUGAAAAUGAAUAGUACAGGCAGUAAUUUUCAUGUUUUGGAGUUGGGUUCUAUAAUUUGGAAGAAUUCAAUUAAAUGUUUAAUGAUAUAAAA
Monodelphis domestica (gray short-tailed opossum) is the source of this 7351-nucleotide messenger RNA. RefSeq names its product adaptor related protein complex 4 subunit epsilon 1 (gene AP4E1). The record is from RefSeq and is a predicted model, not a curated record. Lineage: Eukaryota; Metazoa; Chordata; Mammalia; Didelphimorphia; Didelphidae. Gene Ontology annotation, cellular component: membrane coat; AP-4 adaptor complex. Gene Ontology annotation, biological process: vesicle-mediated transport; intracellular protein transport.